Messenger RNA from Macrosiphum euphorbiae (potato aphid), 219 nucleotides. The record is from the annotation of a GenBank genome assembly. Lineage: Eukaryota; Metazoa; Arthropoda; Insecta; Hemiptera; Aphididae.
AUGAGCAAUAUCUUAUAUGAAGGUGAGAUGGGAAAAUACGAUGAACCACCACAGAGAAAUAAUUGUUAUCCUCUUUAUGACAAUUAUCACGGUAAUACUUCAUCAGCUUCCGCAUCGAACGUUUCCUAUUCCAACCCUCCCAGCGUCCAAGAAGUUUUAGAAACAACUUCAAACAUAGAUAUGUCUGAUUAUUUACAAUGGAAAAAUCCCUUAGAAUAA